Suillus bovinus is the source of this 1113-nucleotide messenger RNA. RefSeq lists its product as uncharacterized. The record is from RefSeq and is a predicted model, not a curated record. The transcript is spliced from 7 exons. NCBI's taxonomy places the organism in Eukaryota, Fungi, Basidiomycota, Agaricomycetes, Boletales, Suillaceae. Bases 1 to 1113 code for a protein of 370 amino acids.
AUGUAUCAUAGAAUAAUGAGAAAGGAAAAGUCAACUGGUGGUGAUGCACCUCGUGUCACCCUCAACCUACCUGGUGCCAUUUCGACCGUUUCAAGGGUAGAAGUGGGGACUGUGAGGAUCGAGGAGGAGGAGAGAAUGGAUCAUAACAAUUUCUGUCUCGUCUGUCAUGACGGAUCAGUGGAUGAGCACUACUUGUAUAUGUGCGACUCCUGUCCACGCACUAUGUGCUCCCACUGCUUGCAGAUCACACCACAUCACCAGGACAUUAUUUCUGAAGUCGGCGUCAAAUUUGUGUGCAUUUCAUGCCAUGUCCUGGUGCAAUAUCAUGGCCGCCGCCACAAGAGUCCUUACUUCGGAUUUUACCGCGAUGGGAAGCCCGUUUUCAACACCUUCCUUCAGAUCCGCGGGGCACUCGAGUUGUCUCACCAAGCACAGGUUUCGGCUGAAACCGUGCUGUUCAUCCAUCUCAACCUCAUCGACAAUGACAUGACAGGCGGCCCUUUCAAACUCACACACGAUUUUCUCAUGCCUUACUUUCCUAACGACGGAAUCGUUUUUUGUGAGGUCACCUUUGACGUUGGCUCUGAUUCGAAGAUCAUCAAGUUUCAUUCUAUGGUUGACAAACUCGUCCUCAAACUCUUGGCUUUCCCUGGCGGUUGGAAACACAUUAUCUUUGGGAUCUCCGACCAUACCGACAAUACCUUCGGCAACCCCUUUGUAGGCUACAAGGGCAAGAAGAAAAUUUAUAUUGCUACUCCAGUCAAUACUUUUCUGGACAUUGUGCUUGGUCCUUUCAAGGAUCUCAUCAACCUUGCUGUUGAAUCAUACCUAUGGCUGUUCUGUUGCGGCACUAUUGUCAACGACUCCGAGAGCUUCGCAAACUUGAAGACCUCAGUACUCAAACAUCAACUUUCAGCUACUGUAGCCUUCAAUGCACCACGCAUUCCCUCUUAUGCUGACUCACUCUCUCAACUUGGGUCGGCACUCCGACAUUCUAUUGUUGGUGAAGAAUUCCGACUCAUUGAACGUCACCAAGUUCGCAUGGACCCAUACUGUGUUUCGCCCUUGGGGGCAGUACCUGCCUGUUCAAUGCCCCAAGUGUGGGUGGGUUGA